AUGCUGGUGGGCAUCUUGCAGGGCCUCUCCCCGCUGAUCAGCACAGUGCCCGGAGUUUCCCACGUGAUCGGCCCCAGGCCAAAGUCACAGAAGAAGCCAGGCCUGAGCAGCCCGGGGCUCACCCAGGCAAAGCUGUCAGCCCAGGUCAGAGGGAGCAGGUGGAGUUUCUGGCACUCGGGGCUCUGCAAGGUCCUUGCCCUGCUGCAGGCUUCCUGGGAUGCCUUCUCCCGGCCUGUCCCGGCCAGCUGUGGCCAGCUGCUGACCCAGCUCCUGCUGUGUGGUUCUCUGGCUGCCUCUGCUGCCGGUCUGGCUCACCACUGGCUGGUGUCCUCGCUGCUUUAUCCUCUGGGGCCCUCGGCCGUGGUGGCCACUGUCUGUGGCCUCCUGGUCUUCCUGGGCUUGGGCCUGGUGCCCCCAGCCCGCUGCCUGUUUGCGCUCAGCGUGCCCACCCUGGGCACGGAGCAGGGCCGCCGGCUGCUCCUGUCCUGCAGUGCUGCCACCCUGGCUGUCACUGUGGUGCCCAACGUCUUGGUCAACGUGGGAGCAGCUGGGCGUGUGCUGAGGUGUGUCACUGAGGGCUCCCUGGAGAGUCUGCUCAACACCACCCACCGGCUGCACGCGGCAUCCAGGGCCCUGGGUCCAGCAGACCGAGUAGGCGGCCGAGGCCUGACGUUCGAGGUUCAGGGCAAUGGCUCUGCCAUCCGGCUUCACAUGCUCAGGGCUACUCAGAAAGUCUUGGAGGAUUUCUCCGACAUGGAGUCCCUGUCCCGGGCAGUGGCCCUGGGCACCCAGCGGAUGGUCGCCGGGGUCUUUGUGCUGGGUCUCCUGGUGGAGUCGGCCUGGUACCUCCAUCACUACCUGACUAACCUGCACUUUGACAAUAUCUACGCCACACAGCAGCUCGCUCGGCAGCUGGCAGAGGCCCGGGCCACGCACCUGGUGGCCUCCCCACCGGCCUGGCUGCUCUGGGCAACCCAGCCGAGGCUGUCACGGGAGGAGCUGCUGCAUUGUCUGCUGAGGCUGGGGCUGCUCACCCCACUCCUGGUGGCCACGGCUGUGACAGUGGCCACAGACCACAUGGCCUUCCUCCUGGCACAGGCGGCUGUGGACUGGGCUCAGAAGCUGCCCACUGUGCCUGUCACGCUCACUGUCAAGUACGAUGUGGCGUACACUGUCCUGGCCUUCCUCCCCUUCCUCUUCGGCCAGCAGCCUGCAGAGAGCCCCCUCCUCUCUGCCCACAGCUCCUCCCAGUGGGAGCUCCGCCUCACCGCCCCCGGCUGCCCGCUGCUGCCUGCCCAGCACCCCCGCGCGGCCGGGCCCCUGGCUGCGGCCGCCCUGCAGCUCCUGGCCUGCUCCACGGUCCUCCUGGAGACCUACGCCCGCCGCCUGAGGCACGCCAUCGCUGCUUCCUUCUUCACGGCCCAGGAGGCAAGGAGGGCCCGCCACCUGCACGCCCGGCUCCAGCACAGGUACGCCAGGUCCCACGCCCAGCAGCUGCGCCUUGGGGAGCCUUCCUGCUCGGGAUGCCCGGGCGUGCCAGCAAGCCCCCCACGCGGGCAGAUGGGAUUACCGCAUGCUGGACACCGACGAACACAGGGCAGUGGGGCAGAGAGGAGCGAGCUCUGCAGUCGCUCAGACCUGAGUUGUCACCCUGGCCCCUCCACUCCUUCCUGGGUGACCUUGGGUAGGUCACUCCACCUCUCUGAGCCUCUGUUUCUACGUCAGCAUAAUGGCUGCGGAAACAGCUGA
Choloepus didactylus (southern two-toed sloth) is the source of this 1749-nucleotide messenger RNA. RefSeq names its product osteoclast stimulatory transmembrane protein (gene OCSTAMP). Gene Ontology annotation, cellular component: membrane. Lineage: Eukaryota; Metazoa; Chordata; Mammalia; Pilosa; Megalonychidae. The record is from RefSeq and is a predicted model, not a curated record.